Molecule: messenger RNA, 2307 nt
Organism: Pseudopodoces humilis (Tibetan ground-tit)
Lineage: Eukaryota; Metazoa; Chordata; Aves; Passeriformes; Paridae
Source: RefSeq, a predicted model, not a curated record
AUGAACGUGGCCCUACAGGAGCUUGGACACGCCGUGAGUAUGCCCAACUAUAAGCGUGCCACGCUGCAGGAUGAGGAGGGGCCGGAGCCAGCAGGGGAUGGCAGCGCCUCUCCUGACAGCGUGGAGGUGGGGUUUCGGAAGGGGCCGGGGACGCUGCUGAGCCGCCUGGCCUCACGCAGCCAGCUGGAGCUGGUGCUCUGCGCUGUCGCCAUCUCCCUGGCCCUGCUGCUCAGCGUCGCCAUCAUCACUCUGGCCAUUCAGUACCGCAGAGAUCCCUCUCACAGCACGUGCCUGACGGAUGCCUGUGUCCGGGUGGCCAGCAAGAUCCUGGAGGCCCUGGAUAGAGAGACGGACCCAUGCCAGGACUUCUACCAGUACUCGUGCGGGGGCUGGAUUAAGAGGAACCCGCUGCCCAACGGGCGCUCCAAGUGGAGCACCUUCAACAGCAUCUGGGACCAGAAUCAGGCCAUCAUGAAGCAUCUUCUAGAAAACGCCACCUUCAACUCCAGCAGCGAGGCAGAGCGGAAGACACAGCGGUACUACCUGUCCUGCCUCAAGGAGCAGAGGAUAGAGGAGCUGGGCUCCCAGCCCCUUAUGGAGCUCAUCGACAAGAUUGGGGGAUGGAACAUCACUGGCUCCUGGAACCAAACCAGCUUCAUGGAGGUACUCAAGAGCGUGUCAGGCACAUACCGGGCAACCCCCUUCUUCACAGUGUAUGUGGGUGCAGACUCCAAGAGUUCCAACAGCAACAUCAUCCAGGUGGACCAGUCAGGGCUUUUCCUCCCAUCCCGGGAUUACUAUCUGAACAAGACUGCCAACGAGAGGGUUCUGGCAGCGUACCUGGACUACAUGGUGGAGCUGGGCACACUGCUGGGGGGCACCCCAGAGCCCACCCGCCUCCAGAUGCAGCAGGUGCUGGACUUUGAAACCCAGCUGGCCAACAUCACCGUGCCCCAGGCUGAGCGGCGGGACGAUGAGAAGAUCUAUCACAAGAUGAGCAUCGCUGAGCUGCAGCUUCUGGCCCCUGCCAUUGACUGGCUGGAUUACCUGUCCUACGCCCUGGCCCCACUGGAUCUGGCAGACACGGAGCCUGUGGUGGUGUAUGGGGACACCUACCUCCAGCAGGUCUCUGACCUCAUCAAUGACACUGACAGGAGCAUCCUGAACAACUACCUAAUCUGGAACCUGGUGCAGAAGACAGCCUCCAGUCUGGACCAGCGCUUCGAGACAGCCCAGGAGAGGCUGCUGGAGACACUCUAUGGCACCAGGAAGUCCUGCACACCCCGCUGGCAAACCUGCAUCUCCAACACAGAUGACACACUGGGCUUUGCGCUGGGCUCCCUCUUCGUCAAAGCCACCUUUGACCGGGACAGCAAGGCCAUCGCUGAAGAGAUGAUCAGCGAGAUCCGUGCAGCCUUUGAGGUGUCCCUGGACCAGCUGGACUGGAUGGAUGAGAAGACCAGGCAGGCUGCAAAGGAGAAGGCGGAUGCCAUCUAUGACAUGAUUGGCUUCCCUGACUUCAUUCUGGACAACAAGGAGCUGGACGAUGUCUAUGAUGGGUACGAGGUCUCUGAAGACUCCUUCUUCCAAAACAUGCUCAACUUCUACAACUUCUCUGCCAAAGUGAUGGCUGACCAGCUCCGGAAACCCCCUAACCGUGACCAGUGGAGCAUGACCCCACAGACUGUCAAUGCCUAUUACCUGCCCACCAAGAAUGGGAUCGUCUUUCCUGCUGGGAUCCUCCAGGCUCCCUUCUACGCCCGCAACCACCCCAAAGCCCUUAAUUUUGGUGGCAUUGGCGUGGUGAUGGGACACGAGCUAACCCAUGCAUUUGAUGACCAAGGACGGGAGUACGACAAAGAGGGAAACCUGCGGCCAUGGUGGCAGAACUCCUCCCUGGAGGCCUUCAAGAACCGGACAGCGUGCAUGACGGAGCAGUACGGCCGCUACACCGUCCACAGUGAGAAGGUCAAUGGACGGCAGACACUGGGCGAGAACAUCGCUGACAACGGUGGGCUCAAGGCAGCCUACAACGCUUACAAGUUGUGGCUGCAGAAGAACGGGGAGGAGAAGCGCCUGCCAGCCCUGGGGCUCACCAACCACCAGCUCUUCUUCGUGGGCUUUGCGCAGGUGUGGUGCUCCGUCCGGACGCCAGAGAGCUCCCACGAAGGGCUGGUGACCGACCCCCACAGCCCCGACAAGUACCGUGUCAUCGGCACCCUCAGCAACUCCCGGGACUUUGUCGAACACUUCGGCUGCCCCCUGGGCUCCCCCAUGAACCCCGGCAAGCACUGUGAGGUGUGGUAG